Messenger RNA from Vidua chalybeata, 35847 nucleotides. RefSeq lists its product as uncharacterized. The transcript has 38 exons. Lineage: Eukaryota; Metazoa; Chordata; Aves; Passeriformes; Viduidae. The record is from RefSeq and is a predicted model, not a curated record. Bases 1 to 957 code for a protein of 318 amino acids.
AUGAACACUGAGGGAGAGCCGCUGUGUGGGCUCGGGGCGGCGCCCUCGCCCCUCAGGUGCCCUCAGGCGCUGAGGCGGGAACUCGAAGCCGCUGUGUGGGCCCGGGGCGGCGCCCUCGCCCCUCAGGUGCCCUCAGGUGCCCUCAGCCCCGGCGGCGGCGGGAUCUCGAAGCCGCUGUUUCCGCCGCUCUCGGCGAGGCGUCGGGCGGGGUCCCAUGCGCGGGCCCGGAGGCGCCCUCAAGCAGCGCCUGGGGUGAGACAGAGGAGGAAUGGACGACUGCCCUCACGAGUCUUCACGGUGUUUUGCUUUGCGGGCGGAAGAGAUGAGAAGCCGUGGGACGACGAGGCAAGAGCGAGCUGGAGGAGCGGCGUCUUCGAGCUCAAGAGUGGAACGGCGAGGCAAGAGCGAGCUGGAGGAGCGGCGUCUUCGAGCUCAAGAGUGGAACGGCGAGGCAAGAGCAAGCUUCAGCAUUGGCAGCUUGCAGCUCAGGAUUGGAACAGCGAGGCACAGGGUGUGGAGCUUCUCAGGCCUGAGCGUGUCAUCGUCCAUUGGCAGAAGCCGUGGGACGACGAGGCAAGAGCGGCAGCGUCUUCGAGCUCAAGAGUGGAACGGCGAGGCAAGAGCCAGCUUGGAGCUGAAGAGGGGCCAGGAGGGGCCCUCUGGGCAAAGGGCUUUUCCAGGCCAGGGCACCUUCAGGGUGCCGCGGCUGGCUUUGCACCUGGCGCCCUCCCUGUCUGCAGGGCUGGGUCUUUGCUGUGGUCGGCCUUUUGCCGUCGUGCUCCUUUGGCUGCCCGGAGAGAGGGGCAACGCUGUAAGGAGGGGGAGAGCCCCUGUCUCCGCACCUGGGAGGGGAAACGGAGCUCUCCCGGCCCCCAGCCCGGCUACCCUGUAAGCAGGGCAGGGCUUUUCCCCAGCCCCGGCAGCUUUCUGCCUGCUGCUGGCCCCUGGCCAGCGUGACCCCCUGUACUCGGGGCGCGUCACAGCCCACGUCCCUGUGCCAGCCCUGAAGCGCCUCAGCGCGUCGAGGCCCCUGCGGCCUCCUUGGAGUGCACGGGCAGGGUCUGAUGCUUUCCUCUCCCGCUCAGUUUUAGGAAUGGCUCCCUAGAGCAGGUUGGCUGCACGGAACUUGCUCCCUCUUCUGGGACUGUCUUGCCCUCCCCUGUCUUCCCUUCCCCUGUCUUCCCCUUAGCUGGUGUGAGUGAGGAAGUGUGUUUGUGCUUCAGCCCCCCCUUUAGAGAUAGAGCAGCGUAGCUUAGACUUCCCAGGAGGGAAAGAGGGGUUCUGUGCAGCCACAGGCGGGUGCCCAAAAUGCACGGGUGGAGAAAGUGUCCGGCCUUGCCCCUGCUUUCUGAGGACAGCGCGAAGCCGCCUAACGGCAGCGGGGCAUUGUGACCCGCCUGUAGCCAGGGCCUGGGUCCUGCCGGCCCCGUACUCGGGGCACGUGUCGGGACCUUGCAGCGCCCUUUGCCCCAGGAGCAGCCCCACCCAGGUCCCUGUAAGCAGGGCUGGGGAGGCUCCUUUAGCCAGCUGACAGGAACCAGCGCUCCCGGGCCCUUGCCAGGGGGCAGGUUGAAGAAGUGCUGUGCCGCAGGGCGCGGUCCCACCUUUGGCGCUGCUUUGGGCUGGUGCCACCUCCCUGGCGGCCUUGUUGAGGAGGCUCCCGGGGCUCCUGCAGACGGCUGUGUGCCGUGCUGCGCCGCGGCUGGGCUCCGGCCUCUCCCUAAGUGGGGCGCAGGCCGGAGCCUGUGCUCCGUGGUGCUUGUUGGGGGGUGCCGGGCUGCAGGGGACGGCCCCGUAAGUGGGGUUCUGUGCGUCCCCUGGCCUCGGCGGGCGGUUGGAGGGACCCCCUGUAAUCAGGCGGGUAUCCCUGGCCCCGGUCUUUCAGAGGCGUGGGGCCAGGAGUCAUGGGGCCAGGCAUGCGCCCUCCCUGUCCUCAGGGCUGGGCUCGCGGCCCCUCGGGCCCCUCGGCCUUAGGCCGUGAGCUCGACUGCCUGACUCUAGAGGCUGGUUCCUGUUGCCUUGGGGGAAGGCCGAGCUCCGUGGCUCCCUGGGUGUGGGCCGGCCUGUAAGCAGGCUGCGGGUCUGGGAGCCUUUGUGCUCCCUUCAGCUGGCAGCCUGCGUGGGGCGCCCGCCCCGUUAGUGGGGAGCGGCCCGGAAUUGGAGAGAAGGAGCCUCCUUAGGCCUUGGGGACCAGAGCCGCCCUGUAAGUCGGGGCCAGUGCUCUGGGGCCCCGGGCACUUUGCAGUCCAGGCAGCGGCUUGAGCCCCCUGUAAGCAGGGGUGCAGCCUCUUGGCCGCUGCUUUGCACGCCCAGCUUCAUUUGCCCAGAGGGCCCGGCUCCCAGCACGGCGUGGGACCGCGUCGGACGUUGCGAUGAAGCCGUGGGACGACGAGGCAAGAGCGAGCUGGAGGAGCGGCGUCUUCGAGCUCAAGAGUGGAACGGCGAGGCAAGAGCGAGCUGGAGGAGCGGCGUCUUCGAGCUCAAGAGUGGAACGGCGAGGCAAGAGCAAGCUUCAGCAUUGGCAGCUUGCAGCUCAGGAUUGGAACAGCGAGAAGCCGUGGGACGACGAGGCAAGAGCGGCAGCGUCUUCGAGCUCAAGAGUGGAACGGCGAGGCAAGAGCCAGCUUGGAGCUGAAGAGGGGCCAGGAGGGGCCCUCUGGGCAAAGGGCUUUUCCAGGCCAGGGCACCUUCAGGGUGCCGCGGCUGGCUUUGCACUGGGCGCCCUCCCUGUCUGCAGGGCUGGGUCUUUGCUGUGGUCGGCCUUUUGCCGCCGUGCUCCUUUGGCUGCCCGGAGAGAGGGGCAACGCUGUAAGGAGGGGGAGAGCCCCUGUCUCCGCACCUGGGAGGGGAAACGGAGCUCUCCCGGCCCCCAGCCCGGCUACCCUGUAAGCAGGGCAGGGCUUUUCCCCAGCCCCGGCAGCUUUCUGCCUGCUGCUGGCCCCUGGCCAGCGUGACCCCCUGUACUCGGGGCGCGUCACAGCCCACGUCCCUGUGCCAGCCCUGAAGCGCCUCAGCGCGUCGAGGCCCCUGCGGCCUCCUUGGAGUGCACGGGCAGGGUCUGAUGCUUUCCUCUCCCGCUCAGUUUUAGGAAUGGCUCCCUAGAGCAGGUUGGCUGCACGGAACUUGCUCCCUCUUCUGGGACUGUCUUGCCCUCCCCUGUCUUCCCUUCCCCUGUCUUCCCCUUAGCUGGUGUGAGUGAGGAAGUGUGUUUGUGCUUCAGCCCCCCCUUUAGAGAUAGAGCAGCGUAGCUUAGACUUCCCAGGAGGGAAAGAGGGGUUCUGUGCAGCCACAGGCGGGUGCCCAAAAUGCACGGGUGGAGAAAGUGUCCGGCCUUGCCCCUGCUUUCUGAGGACAGCGCGAAGCCGCCUAACGGCAGCGGGGCAUUGUGACCCGCCUGUAGCCAGGGCCUGGGUCCUGCCGGCCCCGUACUCGGGGCACGUGUCGGGACCUUGCAGCGCCCUUUGCCCCAGGAGCAGCCCCACCCAGGUCCCUGUGAGCAGGGCUGGGGAGGCUCCUUUAGCCAGCUGACAGGAACCAGCGCUCCCGGGCCCUUGCCAGGGGGCAGGUUGAAGAAGUGCUGUGCCGCAGGGCGCGGUCCCACCUUUGGCGCUGCUUUGGGCUGGUGCCACCUCCCUGGCGGCCUUGUUGAGGAGGCUCCCGGGGCUCCUGCAGACGGCUGUGUGCCGUGCUGCGCCGCGGCUGGGCUCCGGCCUCUCCCUAAGUGGGGCGCAGGCCGGAGCCUGUGCUCCGUGGUGCUUGUUGGGGGGUGCCGGGCUGCAGGGGACGGCCCCGUAAGUGGGGUUCUGUGCGUCCCCUGGCCUCGGCGGGCGGUUGGAGGGACCCCCUGUAAUCAGGCGGGUAUCCCUGGCCCCGGUCUUUCAGAGGCGUGGGGCCAGGAGUCAUGGGGCCAGGCAUGCGCCCUCCCUGUCCUCAGGGCUGGGCUCGCGGCCCCUCGGGCCCCUCGGCCUUAGGCCGUGAGCUCGACUGCCUGACUCUAGAGGCUGGUUCCUGUUGCCUUGGGGGAAGGCCGAGCUCCGUGGCUCCCUGGGUGUGGGCCGGCCUGUAAGCAGGCUGCGGGUCUGGGAGCCUUUGUGCUCCCUUCAGCUGGCAGCCUGCGUGGGGCGCCCGCCCCGUUAGUGGGGAGCGGCCCGGAAUUGGAGAGAAGGAGCCUCCUUAGGCCUUGGGGACCAGAGCCGCCCUGUAAGUCGGGGCCAGUGCUCUGGGGCCCCGGGCACUUUGCAGUCCAGGCAGCGGCUUGAGCCCCCUGUAAGCAGGGGUGCAGCCUCUUGGCCGCUGCUUUGCACGCCCAGCUUCAUUUGCCCAGAGGGCCCGGCUCCCAGCACGGCGUGGGACCGCGUCGGACGUUGCGAUGAAGCCGUGGGACGACGAGGCAAGAGCGAGCUGGAGGAGCGGCGUCUUCGAGCUCAAGAGUGGAACGGCGAGGCAAGAGCGAGCUGGAGGAGCGGCGUCUUCGAGCUCAAGAGUGGAACGGCGAGGCAAGAGCAAGCUUCAGCAUUGGCAGCUUGCAGCUCAGGAUUGGAACAGCGAGAAGCCGUGGGACGACGAGGCAAGAGCGGCAGCGUCUUCGAGCUCAAGAGUGGAACGGCGAGGCAAGAGCCAGCUUGGAGCUGAAGAGGGGCCAGGAGGGGCCCUCUGGGCAAAGGGCUUUUCCAGGCCAGGGCACCUUCAGGGUGCCGCGGCUGGCUUUGCACUGGGCGCCCUCCCUGUCUGCAGGGCUGGGUCUUUGCUGUGGUCGGCCUUUUGCCGUCGUGCUCCUUUGGCUGCCCGGAGAGAGGGGCAACGCUGUAAGGAGGGGGAGAGCCCCUGUCUCCGCACCUGGGAGGGGAAACGGAGCUCUCCCGGCCCCCAGCCCGGCUACCCUGUAAGCAGGGCAGGGCUUUUCCCCAGCCCCGGCAGCUUUCUGCCUGCUGCUGGCCCCUGGCCAGCGUGACCCCCUGUACUCGGGGCGCGUCACAGCCCACGUCCCUGUGCCAGCCCUGAAGCGCCUCAGCGCGUCGAGGCCCCUGCGGCCUCCUUGGAGUGCACGGGCAGGGUCUGAUGCUUUCCUCUCCCGCUCAGUUUUAGGAAUGGCUCCCUAGAGCAGGUUGGCUGCACGGAACUUGCUCCCUCUUCUGGGACUGUCUUGCCCUCCCCUGUCUUCCCUUCCCCUGUCUUCCCCUUAGCUGGUGUGAGUGAGGAAGUGUGUUUGUGCUUCAGCCCCCCCUUUAGAGAUAGAGCAGCGUAGCUUAGACUUCCCAGGAGGGAAAGAGGGGUUCUGUGCAGCCACAGGCGGGUGCCCAAAAUGCACGGGUGGAGAAAGUGUCCGGCCUUGCCCCUGCUUUCUGAGGACAGCGCGAAGCCGCCUAACGGCAGCGGGGCAUUGUGACCCGCCUGUAGCCAGGGCCUGGGUCCUGCCGGCCCCGUACUCGGGGCACGUGUCGGGACCUUGCAGCGCCCUUUGCCCCAGGAGCAGCCCCACCCAGGUCCCUGUGAGCAGGGCUGGGGAGGCUCCUUUAGCCAGCUGACAGGAACCAGCGCUCCCGGGCCCUUGCCAGGGGGCAGGUUGAAGAAGUGCUGUGCCGCAGGGCGCGGUCCCACCUUUGGCGCUGCUUUGGGCUGGUGCCACCUCCCUGGCGGCCCUGUUGAGGAGGCUCCCGGGGCUCCUGCAGACGGCUGUGUGCCGUGCUGCGCCGCGGCUGGGCUCCGGCCUCUCCCUAAGUGGGGCGCAGGCCGGAGCCUGUGCUCCGUGGUGCUUGUUGGGGGGUGCCGGGCUGCAGGGGACGGCCCCGUAAGUGGGGUUCUGUGCGUCCCCUGGCCUCGGCGGGCGGUUGGAGGGACCCCCUGUAAUCAGGCGGGUAUCCCUGGCCCCGGUCUUUCAGAGGCGUGGGGCCAGGAGUCAUGGGGCCAGGCAUGCGCCCUCCCUGUCCUCAGGGCUGGGCUCGCGGCCCCUCGGGCCCCUCGGCCUUAGGCCGUGAGCUCGACUGCCUGACUCUAGAGGCUGGUUCCUGUUGCCUUGGGGGAAGGCCGAGCUCCGUGGCUCCCUGGGUGUGGGCCGGCCUGUAAGCAGGCUGCGGGUCUGGGAGCCUUUGUGCUCCCUUCAGCUGGCAGCCUGCGUGGGGCGCCCGCCCCGUUAGUGGGGAGCGGCCCGGAAUUGGAGAGAAGGAGCCUCCUUAGGCCUUGGGGACCAGAGCCGCCCUGUAAGUCGGGGCCAGUGCUCUGGGGCCCCGGGCACUUUGCAGUCCAGGCAGCGGCUUGAGCCCCCUGUAAGCAGGGGUGCAGCCUCUUGGCCGCUGCUUUGCACGCCCAGCUUCAUUUGCCCAGAGGGCCCGGCUCCCAGCACGGCGUGGGACCGCGUCGGACGUUGCGAUGAAGCCGUGGGACGACGAGGCAAGAGCGAGCUGGAGGAGCGGCGUCUUCGAGCUCAAGAGUGGAACGGCGAGGCAAGAGCGAGCUGGAGGAGCGGCGUCUUCGAGCUCAAGAGUGGAACGGCGAGGCAAGAGCAAGCUUCAGCAUUGGCAGCUUGCAGCUCAGGAUUGGAACAGCGAGAAGCCGUGGGACGACGAGGCAAGAGCGGCAGCGUCUUCGAGCUCAAGAGUGGAACGGCGAGGCAAGAGCCAGCUUGGAGCUGAAGAGGGGCCAGGAGGGGCCCUCUGGGCAAAGGGCUUUUCCAGGCCAGGGCACCUUCAGGGUGCCGCGGCUGGCUUUGCACUGGGCGCCCUCCCUGUCUGCAGGGCUGGGUCUUUGCUGUGGUCGGCCUUUUGCCGUCGUGCUCCUUUGGCUGCCCGGAGAGAGGGGCAACGCUGUAAGGAGGGGGAGAGCCCCUGUCUCCGCACCUGGGAGGGGAAACGGAGCUCUCCCGGCCCCCAGCCCGGCUACCCUGUAAGCAGGGCAGGGCUUUUCCCCAGCCCCGGCAGCUUUCUGCCUGCUGCUGGCCCCUGGCCAGCGUGACCCCCUGUACUCGGGGCGCGUCACAGCCCACGUCCCUGUGCCAGCCCUGAAGCGCCUCAGCGCGUCGAGGCCCCUGCGGCCUCCUUGGAGUGCACGGGCAGGGUCUGAUGCUUUCCUCUCCCGCUCAGUUUUAGGAAUGGCUCCCUAGAGCAGGUUGGCUGCACGGAACUUGCUCCCUCUUCUGGGACUGUCUUGCCCUCCCCUGUCUUCCCUUCCCCUGUCUUCCCCUUAGCUGGUGUGAGUGAGGAAGUGUGUUUGUGCUUCAGCCCCCCCUUUAGAGAUAGAGCAGCGUAGCUUAGACUUCCCAGGAGGGAAAGAGGGGUUCUGUGCAGCCACAGGCGGGUGCCCAAAAUGCACGGGUGGAGAAAGUGUCCGGCCUUGCCCCUGCUUUCUGAGGACAGCGCGAAGCCGCCUAACGGCAGCGGGGCAUUGUGACCCGCCUGUAGCCAGGGCCUGGGUCCUGCCGGCCCCGUACUCGGGGCACGUGUCGGGACCUUGCAGCGCCCUUUGCCCCAGGAGCAGCCCCACCCAGGUCCCUGUGAGCAGGGCUGGGGAGGCUCCUUUAGCCAGCUGACAGGAACCAGCGCUCCCGGGCCCUUGCCAGGGGGCAGGUUGAAGAAGUGCUGUGCCGCAGGGCGCGGUCCCACCUUUGGCGCUGCUUUGGGCUGGUGCCACCUCCCUGGCGGCCCUGUUGAGGAGGCUCCCGGGGCUCCUGCAGACGGCUGUGUGCCGUGCUGCGCCGCGGCUGGGCUCCGGCCUCUCCCUAAGUGGGGCGCAGGCCGGAGCCUGUGCUCCGUGGUGCUUGUUGGGGGGUGCCGGGCUGCAGGGGACGGCCCCGUAAGUGGGGUUCUGUGCGUCCCCUGGCCUCGGCGGGCGGUUGGAGGGACCCCCUGUAAUCAGGCGGGUAUCCCUGGCCCCGGUCUUUCAGAGGCGUGGGGCCAGGAGUCAUGGGGCCAGGCAUGCGCCCUCCCUGUCCUCAGGGCUGGGCUCGCGGCCCCUCGGGCCCCUCGGCCUUAGGCCGUGAGCUCGACUGCCUGACUCUAGAGGCUGGUUCCUGUUGCCUUGGGGGAAGGCCGAGCUCCGUGGCUCCCUGGGUGUGGGCCGGCCUGUAAGCAGGCUGCGGGUCUGGGAGCCUUUGUGCUCCCUUCAGCUGGCAGCCUGCGUGGGGCGCCCGCCCCGUUAGUGGGGAGCGGCCCGGAAUUGGAGAGAAGGAGCCUCCUUAGGCCUUGGGGACCAGAGCCGCCCUGUAAGUCGGGGCCAGUGCUCUGGGGCCCCGGGCACUUUGCAGUCCAGGCAGCGGCUUGAGCCCCCUGUAAGCAGGGGUGCAGCCUCUUGGCCGCUGCUUUGCACGCCCAGCUUCAUUUGCCCAGAGGGCCCGGCUCCCAGCACGGCGUGGGACCGCGUCGGACGUUGCGAUGAAGCCGUGGGACGACGAGGCAAGAGCGAGCUGGAGGAGCGGCGUCUUCGAGCUCAAGAGUGGAACGGCGAGGCAAGAGCGAGCUGGAGGAGCGGCGUCUUCGAGCUCAAGAGUGGAACGGCGAGGCAAGAGCAAGCUUCAGCAUUGGCAGCUUGCAGCUCAGGAUUGGAACAGCGAGAAGCCGUGGGACGACGAGGCAAGAGCGGCAGCGUCUUCGAGCUCAAGAGUGGAACGGCGAGGCAAGAGCCAGCUUGGAGCUGAAGAGGGGCCAGGAGGGGCCCUCUGGGCAAAGGGCUUUUCCAGGCCAGGGCACCUUCAGGGUGCCGCGGCUGGCUUUGCACUGGGCGCCCUCCCUGUCUGCAGGGCUGGGUCUUUGCUGUGGUCGGCCUUUUGCCGCCGUGCUCCUUUGGCUGCCCGGAGAGAGGGGCAACGCUGUAAGGAGGGGGAGAGCCCCUGUCUCCGCACCUGGGAGGGGAAACGGAGCUCUCCCGGCCCCCAGCCCGGCUACCCUGUAAGCAGGGCAGGGCUUUUCCCCAGCCCCGGCAGCUUUCUGCCUGCUGCUGGCCCCUGGCCAGCGUGACCCCCUGUACUCGGGGCGCGUCACAGCCCACGUCCCUGUGCCAGCCCUGAAGCGCCUCAGCGCGUCGAGGCCCCUGCGGCCUCCUUGGAGUGCACGGGCAGGGUCUGAUGCUUUCCUCUCCCGCUCAGUUUUAGGAAUGGCUCCCUAGAGCAGGUUGGCUGCACGGAACUUGCUCCCUCUUCUGGGACUGUCUUGCCCUCCCCUGUCUUCCCUUCCCCUGUCUUCCCCUUAGCUGGUGUGAGUGAGGAAGUGUGUUUGUGCUUCAGCCCCCCCUUUAGAGAUAGAGCAGCGUAGCUUAGACUUCCCAGGAGGGAAAGAGGGGUUCUGUGCAGCCACAGGCGGGUGCCCAAAAUGCACGGGUGGAGAAAGUGUCCGGCCUUGCCCCUGCUUUCUGAGGACAGCGCGAAGCCGCCUAACGGCAGCGGGGCAUUGUGACCCGCCUGUAGCCAGGGCCUGGGUCCUGCCGGCCCCGUACUCGGGGCACGUGUCGGGACCUUGCAGCGCCCUUUGCCCCAGGAGCAGCCCCACCCAGGUCCCUGUGAGCAGGGCUGGGGAGGCUCCUUUAGCCAGCUGACAGGAACCAGCGCUCCCGGGCCCUUGCCAGGGGGCAGGUUGAAGAAGUGCUGUGCCGCAGGGCGCGGUCCCACCUUUGGCGCUGCUUUGGGCUGGUGCCACCUCCCUGGCGGCCCUGUUGAGGAGGCUCCCGGGGCUCCUGCAGACGGCUGUGUGCCGUGCUGCGCCGCGGCUGGGCUCCGGCCUCUCCCUAAGUGGGGCGCAGGCCGGAGCCUGUGCUCCGUGGUGCUUGUUGGGGGGUGCCGGGCUGCAGGGGACGGCCCCGUAAGUGGGGUUCUGUGCGUCCCCUGGCCUCGGCGGGCGGUUGGAGGGACCCCCUGUAAUCAGGCGGGUAUCCCUGGCCCCGGUCUUUCAGAGGCGUGGGGCCAGGAGUCAUGGGGCCAGGCAUGCGCCCUCCCUGUCCUCAGGGCUGGGCUCGCGGCCCCUCGGGCCCCUCGGCCUUAGGCCGUGAGCUCGACUGCCUGACUCUAGAGGCUGGUUCCUGUUGCCUUGGGGGAAGGCCGUGCUCCGUGGCUCCCUGGGUGUGGGCCGGCCUGUAAGCAGGCUGCGGGUCUGGGAGCCUUUGUGCUCCCUUCAGCUGGCAGCCUGCGUGGGGCGCCCGCCCCGUUAGUGGGGAGCGGCCCGGAAUUGGAGAGAAGGAGCCUCCUUAGGCCUUGGGGACCAGAGCCGCCCUGUAAGUCGGGGCCAGUGCUCUGGGGCCCCGGGCACUUUGCAGUCCAGGCAGCGGCUUGAGCCCCCUGUAAGCAGGGGUGCAGCCUCUUGGCCGCUGCUUUGCACGCCCAGCUUCAUUUGCCCAGAGGGCCCGGCUCCCAGCACGGCGUGGGACCGCGUCGGACGUUGCGAUGAAGCCGUGGGACGACGAGGCAAGAGCGAGCUGGAGGAGCGGCGUCUUCGAGCUCAAGAGUGGAACGGCGAGGCAAGAGCGAGCUGGAGGAGCGGCGUCUUCGAGCUCAAGAGUGGAACGGCGAGGCAAGAGCAAGCUUCAGCAUUGGCAGCUUGCAGCUCAGGAUUGGAACAGCGAGAAGCCGUGGGACGACGAGGCAAGAGCGGCAGCGUCUUCGAGCUCAAGAGUGGAACGGCGAGGCAAGAGCCAGCUUGGAGCUGAAGAGGGGCCAGGAGGGGCCCUCUGGGCAAAGGGCUUUUCCAGGCCAGGGCACCUUCAGGGUGCCGCGGCUGGCUUUGCACUGGGCGCCCUCCCUGUCUGCAGGGCUGGGUCUUUGCUGUGGUCGGCCUUUUGCCGUCGUGCUCCUUUGGCUGCCCGGAGAGAGGGGCAACGCUGUAAGGAGGGGGAGAGCCCCUGUCUCCGCACCUGGGAGGGGAAACGGAGCUCUCCCGGCCCCCAGCCCGGCUACCCUGUAAGCAGGGCAGGGCUUUUCCCCAGCCCCGGCAGCUUUCUGCCUGCUGCUGGCCCCUGGCCAGCGUGACCCCCUGUACUCGGGGCGCGUCACAGCCCACGUCCCUGUGCCAGCCCUGAAGCGCCUCAGCGCGUCGAGGCCCCUGCGGCCUCCUUGGAGUGCACGGGCAGGGUCUGAUGCUUUCCUCUCCCGCUCAGUUUUAGGAAUGGCUCCCUAGAGCAGGUUGGCUGCACGGAACUUGCUCCCUCUUCUGGGACUGUCUUGCCCUCCCCUGUCUUCCCUUCCCCUGUCUUCCCCUUAGCUGGUGUGAGUGAGGAAGUGUGUUUGUGCUUCAGCCCCCCCUUUAGAGAUAGAGCAGCGUAGCUUAGACUUCCCAGGAGGGAAAGAGGGGUUCUGUGCAGCCACAGGCGGGUGCCCAAAAUGCACGGGUGGAGAAAGAGUCCGGCCUUGCCCCUGCUUUCUGAGGACAGCGCGAAGCCGCCUAACGGCAGCGGGGCAUUGUGACCCGCCUGUAGCCAGGGCCUGGGUCCUGCCGGCCCCGUACUCGGGGCACGUGUCGGGACCUUGCAGCGCCCUUUGCCCCAGGAGCAGCCCCACCCAGGUCCCUGUGAGCAGGGCUGGGGAGGCUCCUUUAGCCAGCUGACAGGAACCAGCGCUCCCGGGCCCUUGCCAGGGGGCAGGUUGAAGAAGUGCUGUGCCGCAGGGCGCGGUCCCACCUUUGGCGCUGCUUUGGGCUGGUGCCACCUCCCUGGCGGCCCUGUUGAGGAGGCUCCCGGGGCUCCUGCAGACGGCUGUGUGCCGUGCUGCGCCGCGGCUGGGCUCCGGCCUCUCCCUAAGUGGGGCGCAGGCCGGAGCCUGUGCUCCGUGGUGCUUGUUGGGGGGUGCCGGGCUGCAGGGGACGGCCCCGUAAGUGGGGUUCUGUGCGUCCCCUGGCCUCGGCGGGCGGUUGGAGGGACCCCCUGUAAUCAGGCGGGUAUCCCUGGCCCCGGUCUUUCAGAGGCGUGGGGCCAGGAGUCAUGGGGCCAGGCAUGCGCCCUCCCUGUCCUCAGGGCUGGGCUCGCGGCCCCUCGGGCCCCUCGGCCUUAGGCCGUGAGCUCGACUGCCUGACUCUAGAGGCUGGUUCCUGUUGCCUUGGGGGAAGGCCGAGCUCCGUGGCUCCCUGGGUGUGGGCCGGCCUGUAAGCAGGCUGCGGGUCUGGGAGCCUUUGUGCUCCCUUCAGCUGGCAGCCUGCGUGGGGCGCCCGCCCCGUUAGUGGGGAGCGGCCCGGAAUUGGAGAGAAGGAGCCUCCUUAGGCCUUGGGGACCAGAGCCGCCCUGUAAGUCGGGGCCAGUGCUCUGGGGCCCCGGGCACUUUGCAGUCCAGGCAGCGGCUUGAGCCCCCUGUAAGCAGGGGUGCAGCCUCUUGGCCGCUGCUUUGCACGCCCAGCUUCAUUUGCCCAGAGGGCCCGGCUCCCAGCACGGCGUGGGACCGCGUCGGACGUUGCGAUGAAGCCGUGGGACGACGAGGCAAGAGCGAGCUGGAGGAGCGGCGUCUUCGAGCUCAAGAGUGGAACGGCGAGGCAAGAGCGAGCUGGAGGAGCGGCGUCUUCGAGCUCAAGAGUGGAACGGCGAGGCAAGAGCAAGCUUCAGCAUUGGCAGCUUGCAGCUCAGGAUUGGAACAGCGAGAAGCCGUGGGACGACGAGGCAAGAGCGGCAGCGUCUUCGAGCUCAAGAGUGGAACGGCGAGGCAAGAGCCAGCUUGGAGCUGAAGAGGGGCCAGGAGGGGCCCUCUGGGCAAAGGGCUUUUCCAGGCCAGGGCACCUUCAGGGUGCCGCGGCUGGCUUUGCACUGGGCGCCCUCCCUGUCUGCAGGGCUGGGUCUUUGCUGUGGUCGGCCUUUUGCCGUCGUGCUCCUUUGGCUGCCCGGAGAGAGGGGCAACGCUGUAAGGAGGGGGAGAGCCCCUGUCUCCGCACCUGGGAGGGGAAACGGAGCUCUCCCGGCCCCCAGCCCGGCUACCCUGUAAGCAGGGCAGGGCUUUUCCCCAGCCCCGGCAGCUUUCUGCCUGCUGCUGGCCCCUGGCCAGCGUGACCCCCUGUACUCGGGGCGCGUCACAGCCCACGUCCCUGUGCCAGCCCUGAAGCGCCUCAGCGCGUCGAGGCCCCUGCGGCCUCCUUGGAGUGCACGGGCAGGGUCUGAUGCUUUCCUCUCCCGCUCAGUUUUAGGAAUGGCUCCCUAGAGCAGGUUGGCUGCACGGAACUUGCUCCCUCUUCUGGGACUGUCUUGCCCUCCCCUGUCUUCCCUUCCCCUGUCUUCCCCUUAGCUGGUGUGAGUGAGGAAGUGUGUUUGUGCUUCAGCCCCCCCUUUAGAGAUAGAGCAGCGUAGCUUAGACUUCCCAGGAGGGAAAGAGGGGUUCUGUGCAGCCACAGGCGGGUGCCCAAAAUGCACGGGUGGAGAAAGUGUCCGGCCUUGCCCCUGCUUUCUGAGGACAGCGCGAAGCCGCCUAACGGCAGCGGGGCAUUGUGACCCGCCUGUAGCCAGGGCCUGGGUCCUGCCGGCCCCGUACUCGGGGCACGUGUCGGGACCUUGCAGCGCCCUUUGCCCCAGGAGCAGCCCCACCCAGGUCCCUGUGAGCAGGGCUGGGGAGGCUCCUUUAGCCAGCUGACAGGAACCAGCGCUCCCGGGCCCUUGCCAGGGGGCAGGUUGAAGAAGUGCUGUGCCGCAGGGCGCGGUCCCACCUUUGGCGCUGCUUUGGGCUGGUGCCACCUCCCUGGCGGCCUUGUUGAGGAGGCUCCCGGGGCUCCUGCAGACGGCUGUGUGCCGUGCUGCGCCGCGGCUGGGCUCCGGCCUCUCCCUAAGUGGGGCGCAGGCCGGAGCCUGUGCUCCGUGGUGCUUGUUGGGGGGUGCCGGGCUGCAGGGGACGGCCCCGUAAGUGGGGUUCUGUGCGUCCCCUGGCCUCGGCGGGCGGUUGGAGGGACCCCCUGUAAUCAGGCGGGUAUCCCUGGCCCCGGUCUUUCAGAGGCGUGGGGCCAGGAGUCAUGGGGCCAGGCAUGCGCCCUCCCUGUCCUCAGGGCUGGGCUCGCGGCCCCUCGGGCCCCUCGGCCUUAGGCCGUGAGCUCGACUGCCUGACUCUAGAGGCUGGUUCCUGUUGCCUUGGGGGAAGGCCGAGCUCCGUGGCUCCCUGGGUGUGGGCCGGCCUGUAAGCAGGCUGCGGGUCUGGGAGCCUUUGUGCUCCCUUCAGCUGGCAGCCUGCGUGGGGCGCCCGCCCCGUUAGUGGGGAGCGGCCCGGAAUUGGAGAGAAGGAGCCUCCUUAGGCCUUGGGGACCAGAGCCGCCCUGUAAGUCGGGGCCAGUGCUCUGGGGCCCCGGGCACUUUGCAGUCCAGGCAGCGGCUUGAGCCCCCUGUAAGCAGGGGUGCAGCCUCUUGGCCGCUGCUUUGCACGCCCAGCUUCAUUUGCCCAGAGGGCCCGGCUCCCAGCACGGCGUGGGACCGCGUCGGACGUUGCGAUGAAGCCGUGGGACGACGAGGCAAGAGCGAGCUGGAGGAGCGGCGUCUUCGAGCUCAAGAGUGGAACGGCGAGGCAAGAGCGAGCUGGAGGAGCGGCGUCUUCGAGCUCAAGAGUGGAACGGCGAGGCAAGAGCAAGCUUCAGCAUUGGCAGCUUGCAGCUCAGGAUUGGAACAGCGAGAAGCCGUGGGACGACGAGGCAAGAGCGGCAGCGUCUUCGAGCUCAAGAGUGGAACGGCGAGGCAAGAGCCAGCUUGGAGCUGAAGAGGGGCCAGGAGGGGCCCUCUGGGCAAAGGGCUUUUCCAGGCCAGGGCACCUUCAGGGUGCCGCGGCUGGCUUUGCACUGGGCGCCCUCCCUGUCUGCAGGGCUGGGUCUUUGCUGUGGUCGGCCUUUUGCCGUCGUGCUCCUUUGGCUGCCCGGAGAGAGGGGCAACGCUGUAAGGAGGGGGAGAGCCCCUGUCUCCGCACCUGGGAGGGGAAACGGAGCUCUCCCGGCCCCCAGCCCGGCUACCCUGUAAGCAGGGCAGGGCUUUUCCCCAGCCCCGGCAGCUUUCUGCCUGCUGCUGGCCCCUGGCCAGCGUGACCCCCUGUACUCGGGGCGCGUCACAGCCCACGUCCCUGUGCCAGCCCUGAAGCGCCUCAGCGCGUCGAGGCCCCUGCGGCCUCCUUGGAGUGCACGGGCAGGGUCUGAUGCUUUCCUCUCCCGCUCAGUUUUAGGAAUGGCUCCCUAGAGCAGGUUGGCUGCACGGAACUUGCUCCCUCUUCUGGGACUGUCUUGCCCUCCCCUGUCUUCCCUUCCCCUGUCUUCCCCUUAGCUGGUGUGAGUGAGGAAGUGUGUUUGUGCUUCAGCCCCCCCUUUAGAGAUAGAGCAGCGUAGCUUAGACUUCCCAGGAGGGAAAGAGGGGUUCUGUGCAGCCACAGGCGGGUGCCCAAAAUGCACGGGUGGAGAAAGUGUCCGGCCUUGCCCCUGCUUUCUGAGGACAGCGCGAAGCCGCCUAACGGCAGCGGGGCAUUGUGACCCGCCUGUAGCCAGGGCCUGGGUCCUGCCGGCCCCGUACUCGGGGCACGUGUCGGGACCUUGCAGCGCCCUUUGCCCCAGGAGCAGCCCCACCCAGGUCCCUGUAAGCAGGGCUGGGGAGGCUCCUUUAGCCAGCUGACAGGAACCAGCGCUCCCGGGCCCUUGCCAGGGGGCAGGUUGAAGAAGUGCUGUGCCGCAGGGCGCGGUCCCACCUUUGGCGCUGCUUUGGGCUGGUGCCACCUCCCUGGCGGCCUUGUUGAGGAGGCUCCCGGGGCUCCUGCAGACGGCUGUGUGCCGUGCUGCGCCGCGGCUGGGCUCCGGCCUCUCCCUAAGUGGGGCGCAGGCCGGAGCCUGUGCUCCGUGGUGCUUGUUGGGGGGUGCCGGGCUGCAGGGGACGGCCCCGUAAGUGGGGUUCUGUGCGUCCCCUGGCCUCGGCGGGCGGUUGGAGGGACCCCCUGUAAUCAGGCGGGUAUCCCUGGCCCCGGUCUUUCAGAGGCGUGGGGCCAGGAGUCAUGGGGCCAGGCAUGCGCCCUCCCUGUCCUCAGGGCUGGGCUCGCGGCCCCUCGGGCCCCUCGGCCUUAGGCCGUGAGCUCGACUGCCUGACUCUAGAGGCUGGUUCCUGUUGCCUUGGGGGAAGGCCGAGCUCCGUGGCUCCCUGGGUGUGGGCCGGCCUGUAAGCAGGCUGCGGGUCUGGGAGCCUUUGUGCUCCCUUCAGCUGGCAGCCUGCGUGGGGCGCCCGCCCCGUUAGUGGGGAGCGGCCCGGAAUUGGAGAGAAGGAGCCUCCUUAGGCCUUGGGGACCAGAGCCGCCCUGUAAGUCGGGGCCAGUGCUCUGGGGCCCCGGGCACUUUGCAGUCCAGGCAGCGGCUUGAGCCCCCUGUAAGCAGGGGUGCAGCCUCUUGGCCGCUGCUUUGCACGCCCAGCUUCAUUUGCCCAGAGGGCCCGGCUCCCAGCACGGCGUGGGACCGCGUCGGACGUUGCGAUGAAGCCGUGGGACGACGAGGCAAGAGCGAGCUGGAGGAGCGGCGUCUUCGAGCUCAAGAGUGGAACGGCGAGGCAAGAGCGAGCUGGAGGAGCGGCGUCUUCGAGCUCAAGAGUGGAACGGCGAGGCAAGAGCAAGCUUCAGCAUUGGCAGCUUGCAGCUCAGGAUUGGAACAGCGAGAAGCCGUGGGACGACGAGGCAAGAGCGGCAGCGUCUUCGAGCUCAAGAGUGGAACGGCGAGGCAAGAGCCAGCUUGGAGCUGAAGAGGGGCCAGGAGGGGCCCUCUGGGCAAAGGGCUUUUCCAGGCCAGGGCACCUUCAGGGUGCCGCGGCUGGCUUUGCACUGGGCGCCCUCCCUGUCUGCAGGGCUGGGUCUUUGCUGUGGUCGGCCUUUUGCCGCCGUGCUCCUUUGGCUGCCCGGAGAGAGGGGCAACGCUGUAAGGAGGGGGAGAGCCCCUGUCUCCGCACCUGGGAGGGGAAACGGAGCUCUCCCGGCCCCCAGCCCGGCUACCCUGUAAGCAGGGCAGGGCUUUUCCCCAGCCCCGGCAGCUUUCUGCCUGCUGCUGGCCCCUGGCCAGCGUGACCCCCUGUACUCGGGGCGCGUCACAGCCCACGUCCCUGUGCCAGCCCUGAAGCGCCUCAGCGCGUCGAGGCCCCUGCGGCCUCCUUGGAGUGCACGGGCAGGGUCUGAUGCUUUCCUCUCCCGCUCAGUUUUAGGAAUGGCUCCCUAGAGCAGGUUGGCUGCACGGAACUUGCUCCCUCUUCUGGGACUGUCUUGCCCUCCCCUGUCUUCCCUUCCCCUGUCUUCCCCUUAGCUGGUGUGAGUGAGGAAGUGUGUUUGUGCUUCAGCCCCCCCUUUAGAGAUAGAGCAGCGUAGCUUAGACUUCCCAGGAGGGAAAGAGGGGUUCUGUGCAGCCACAGGCGGGUGCCCAAAAUGCACGGGUGGAGAAAGAGUCCGGCCUUGCCCCUGCUUUCUGAGGACAGCGCGAAGCCGCCUAACGGCAGCGGGGCAUUGUGACCCGCCUGUAGCCAGGGCCUGGGUCCUGCCGGCCCCGUACUCGGGGCACGUGUCGGGACCUUGCAGCGCCCUUUGCCCCAGGAGCAGCCCCACCCAGGUCCCUGUAAGCAGGGCUGGGGAGGCUCCUUUAGCCAGCUGACAGGAACCAGCGCUCCCGGGCCCUUGCCAGGGGGCAGGUUGAAGAAGUGCUGUGCCGCAGGGCGCGGUCCCACCUUUGGCGCUGCUUUGGGCUGGUGCCACCUCCCUGGCGGCCUUGUUGAGGAGGCUCCCGGGGCUCCUGCAGACGGCUGUGUGCCGUGCUGCGCCGCGGCUGGGCUCCGGCCUCUCCCUAAGUGGGGCGCAGGCCGGAGCCUGUGCUCCGUGGUGCUUGUUGGGGGGUGCCGGGCUGCAGGGGACGGCCCCGUAAGUGGGGUUCUGUGCGUCCCCUGGCCUCGGCGGGCGGUUGGAGGGACCCCCUGUAAUCAGGCGGGUAUCCCUGGCCCCGGUCUUUCAGAGGCGUGGGGCCAGGAGUCAUGGGGCCAGGCAUGCGCCCUCCCUGUCCUCAGGGCUGGGCUCGCGGCCCCUCGGGCCCCUCGGCCUUAGGCCGUGAGCUCGACUGCCUGACUCUAGAGGCUGGUUCCUGUUGCCUUGGGGGAAGGCCGAGCUCCGUGGCUCCCUGGGUGUGGGCCGGCCUGUAAGCAGGCUGCGGGUCUGGGAGCCUUUGUGCUCCCUUCAGCUGGCAGCCUGCGUGGGGCGCCCGCCCCGUUAGUGGGGAGCGGCCCGGAAUUGGAGAGAAGGAGCCUCCUUAGGCCUUGGGGACCAGAGCCGCCCUGUAAGUCGGGGCCAGUGCUCUGGGGCCCCGGGCACUUUGCAGUCCAGGCAGCGGCUUGAGCCCCCUGUAAGCAGGGGUGCAGCCUCUUGGCCGCUGCUUUGCACGCCCAGCUUCAUUUGCCCAGAGGGCCCGGCUCCCAGCACGGCGUGGGACCGCGUCGGACGUUGCGAUGAAGCCGUGGGACGACGAGGCAAGAGCGAGCUGGAGGAGCGGCGUCUUCGAGCUCAAGAGUGGAACGGCGAGGCAAGAGCGAGCUGGAGGAGCGGCGUCUUCGAGCUCAAGAGUGGAACGGCGAGGCAAGAGCAAGCUUCAGCAUUGGCAGCUUGCAGCUCAGGAUUGGAACAGCGAGAAGCCGUGGGACGACGAGGCAAGAGCGGCAGCGUCUUCGAGCUCAAGAGUGGAACGGCGAGGCAAGAGCCAGCUUGGAGCUGAAGAGGGGCCAGGAGGGGCCCUCUGGGCAAAGGGCUUUUCCAGGCCAGGGCACCUUCAGGGUGCCGCGGCUGGCUUUGCACUGGGCGCCCUCCCUGUCUGCAGGGCUGGGUCUUUGCUGUGGUCGGCCUUUUGCCGUCGUGCUCCUUUGGCUGCCCGGAGAGAGGGGCAACGCUGUAAGGAGGGGGAGAGCCCCUGUCUCCGCACCUGGGAGGGGAAACGGAGCUCUCCCGGCCCCCAGCCCGGCUACCCUGUAAGCAGGGCAGGGCUUUUCCCCAGCCCCGGCAGCUUUCUGCCUGCUGCUGGCCCCUGGCCAGCGUGACCCCCUGUACUCGGGGCGCGUCACAGCCCACGUCCCUGUGCCAGCCCUGAAGCGCCUCAGCGCGUCGAGGCCCCUGCGGCCUCCUUGGAGUGCACGGGCAGGGUCUGAUGCUUUCCUCUCCCGCUCAGUUUUAGGAAUGGCUCCCUAGAGCAGGUUGGCUGCACGGAACUUGCUCCCUCUUCUGGGACUGUCUUGCCCUCCCCUGUCUUCCCUUCCCCUGUCUUCCCCUUAGCUGGUGUGAGUGAGGAAGUGUGUUUGUGCUUCAGCCCCCCCUUUAGAGAUAGAGCAGCGUAGCUUAGACUUCCCAGGAGGGAAAGAGGGGUUCUGUGCAGCCACAGGCGGGUGCCCAAAAUGCACGGGUGGAGAAAGAGUCCGGCCUUGCCCCUGCUUUCUGAGGACAGCGCGAAGCCGCCUAACGGCAGCGGGGCAUUGUGACCCGCCUGUAGCCAGGGCCUGGGUCCUGCCGGCCCCGUACUCGGGGCACGUGUCGGGACCUUGCAGCGCCCUUUGCCCCAGGAGCAGCCCCACCCAGGUCCCUGUAAGCAGGGCUGGGGAGGCUCCUUUAGCCAGCUGACAGGAACCAGCGCUCCCGGGCCCUUGCCAGGGGGCAGGUUGAAGAAGUGCUGUGCCGCAGGGCGCGGUCCCACCUUUGGCGCUGCUUUGGGCUGGUGCCACCUCCCUGGCGGCCCUGUUGAGGAGGCUCCCGGGGCUCCUGCAGACGGCUGUGUGCCGUGCUGCGCCGCGGCUGGGCUCCGGCCUCUCCCUAAGUGGGGCGCAGGCCGGAGCCUGUGCUCCGUGGUGCUUGUUGGGGGGUGCCGGGCUGCAGGGGACGGCCCCGUAAGUGGGGUUCUGUGCGUCCCCUGGCCUCGGCGGGCGGUUGGAGGGACCCCCUGUAAUCAGGCGGGUAUCCCUGGCCCCGGUCUUUCAGAGGCGUGGGGCCAGGAGUCAUGGGGCCAGGCAUGCGCCCUCCCUGUCCUCAGGGCUGGGCUCGCGGCCCCUCGGGCCCCUCGGCCUUAGGCCGUGAGCUCGACUGCCUGACUCUAGAGGCUGGUUCCUGUUGCCUUGGGGGAAGGCCGAGCUCCGUGGCUCCCUGGGUGUGGGCCGGCCUGUAAGCAGGCUGCGGGUCUGGGAGCCUUUGUGCUCCCUUCAGCUGGCAGCCUGCGUGGGGCGCCCGCCCCGUUAGUGGGGAGCGGCCCGGAAUUGGAGAGAAGGAGCCUCCUUAGGCCUUGGGGACCAGAGCCGCCCUGUAAGUCGGGGCCAGUGCUCUGGGGCCCCGGGCACUUUGCAGUCCAGGCAGCGGCUUGAGCCCCCUGUAAGCAGGGGUGCAGCCUCUUGGCCGCUGCUUUGCACGCCCAGCUUCAUUUGCCCAGAGGGCCCGGCUCCCAGCACGGCGUGGGACCGCGUCGGACGUUGCGAUGAAGCCGUGGGACGACGAGGCAAGAGCGAGCUGGAGGAGCGGCGUCUUCGAGCUCAAGAGUGGAACGGCGAGGCAAGAGCGAGCUGGAGGAGCGGCGUCUUCGAGCUCAAGAGUGGAACGGCGAGGCAAGAGCAAGCUUCAGCAUUGGCAGCUUGCAGCUCAGGAUUGGAACAGCGAGAAGCCGUGGGACGACGAGGCAAGAGCGGCAGCGUCUUCGAGCUCAAGAGUGGAACGGCGAGGCAAGAGCCAGCUUGGAGCUGAAGAGGGGCCAGGAGGGGCCCUCUGGGCAAAGGGCUUUUCCAGGCCAGGGCACCUUCAGGGUGCCGCGGCUGGCUUUGCACUGGGCGCCCUCCCUGUCUGCAGGGCUGGGUCUUUGCUGUGGUCGGCCUUUUGCCGUCGUGCUCCUUUGGCUGCCCGGAGAGAGGGGCAACGCUGUAAGGAGGGGGAGAGCCCCUGUCUCCGCACCUGGGAGGGGAAACGGAGCUCUCCCGGCCCCCAGCCCGGCUACCCUGUAAGCAGGGCAGGGCUUUUCCCCAGCCCCGGCAGCUUUCUGCCUGCUGCUGGCCCCUGGCCAGCGUGACCCCCUGUACUCGGGGCGCGUCACAGCCCACGUCCCUGUGCCAGCCCUGAAGCGCCUCAGCGCGUCGAGGCCCCUGCGGCCUCCUUGGAGUGCACGGGCAGGGUCUGAUGCUUUCCUCUCCCGCUCAGUUUUAGGAAUGGCUCCCUAGAGCAGGUUGGCUGCACGGAACUUGCUCCCUCUUCUGGGACUGUCUUGCCCUCCCCUGUCUUCCCUUCCCCUGUCUUCCCCUUAGCUGGUGUGAGUGAGGAAGUGUGUUUGUGCUUCAGCCCCCCCUUUAGAGAUAGAGCAGCGUAGCUUAGACUUCCCAGGAGGGAAAGAGGGGUUCUGUGCAGCCACAGGCGGGUGCCCAAAAUGCACGGGUGAAGAAAGAGUCCGGCCUUGCCCCUGCUUUCUGAGGACAGCGCGAAGCCGCCUAACGGCAGCGGGGCAUUGUGACCCGCCUGUAGCCAGGGCCUGGGUCCUGCCGGCCCCGUACUCGGGGCACGUGUCGGGACCUUGCAGCGCCCUUUGCCCCAGGAGCAGCCCCACCCAGGUCCCUGUAAGCAGGGCCGGGGAGGCUCCUUUAGCCAGCUGACAGGAACCAGCGCUCCCGGGCCCUUGCCAGGGGGCAGGUUGAAGAAGUGCUGUGCCGCAGGGCGCGGUCCCACCUUUGGCGCUGCUUUGGGCUGGUGCCACCUCCCUGGCGGCCCUGUUGAGGAGGCUCCCGGGGCUCCUGCAGACGGCUGUGUGCCGUGCUGCGCCGCAGCUGGGCUCCGGCCUCUCCCUAAGUGGGGCGCAGGCCGGAGCCUGUGCUCCGUGGUGCUUGUUGGGGGGUGCCGGGCUGCAGGGGACGGCCCCGUAAGUGGGGUUCUGUGCGUCCCCUGGCCUCGGCGGGCGGUUGGAGGGACCCCCUGUAAUCAGGCGGGUAUCCCUGGCCCCGGUCUUUCAGAGGCGUGGGGCCAGGAGUCAUGGGGCCAGGCAUGCGCCCUCCCUGUCCUCAGGGCUGGGCUCGCGGCCCCUCGGGCCCCUCGGCCUUAGGCCGUGAGCUCGACUGCCUGACUCUAGAGGCUGGUUCCUGUUGCCUUGGGGGAAGGCCGAGCUCCGUGGCUCCCUGGGUGUGGGCCGGCCUGUAAGCAGGCUGCGGGUCUGGGAGCCUUUGUGCUCCCUUCAGCUGGCAGCCUGCGUGGGGCGCCCGCCCCGUUAGUGGGGAGCGGCCCGGAAUUGGAGAGAAGGAGCCUCCUUAGGCCUUGGGGACCAGAGCCGCCCUGUAAGUCGGGGCCAGUGCUCUGGGGCCCCGGGCACUUUGCAGUCCAGGCAGCGGCUUGAGCCCCCUGUAAGCAGGGGUGCAGCCUCUUGGCCGCUGCUUUGCACGCCCAGCUUCAUUUGCCCAGAGGGCCCGGCUCCCAGCACGGCGUGGGACCGCGUCGGACGUUGCGAUGAAGCCGUGGGACGACGAGGCAAGAGCGAGCUGGAGGAGCGGCGUCUUCGAGCUCAAGAGUGGAACGGCGAGGCAAGAGCGAGCUGGAGGAGCGGCGUCUUCGAGCUCAAGAGUGGAACGGCGAGGCAAGAGCAAGCUUCAGCAUUGGCAGCUUGCAGCUCAGGAUUGGAACAGCGAGAAGCCGUGGGACGACGAGGCAAGAGCGGCAGCGUCUUCGAGCUCAAGAGUGGAACGGCGAGGCAAGAGCCAGCUUGGAGCUGAAGAGGGGCCAGGAGGGGCCCUCUGGGCAAAGGGCUUUUCCAGGCCAGGGCACCUUCAGGGUGCCGCGGCUGGCUUUGCACUGGGCGCCCUCCCUGUCUGCAGGGCUGGGUCUUUGCUGUGGUCGGCCUUUUGCCGUCGUGCUCCUUUGGCUGCCCGGAGAGAGGGGCAACGCUGUAAGGAGGGGGAGAGCCCCUGUCUCCGCACCUGGGAGGGGAAACGGAGCUCUCCCGGCCCCCAGCCCGGCUACCCUGUAAGCAGGGCAGGGCUUUUCCCCAGCCCCGGCAGCUUUCUGCCUGCUGCUGGCCCCUGGCCAGCGUGACCCCCUGUACUCGGGGCGCGUCACAGCCCACGUCCCUGUGCCAGCCCUGAAGCGCCUCAGCGCGUCGAGGCCCCUGCGGCCUCCUUGGAGUGCACGGGCAGGGUCUGAUGCUUUCCUCUCCCGCUCAGUUUUAGGAAUGGCUCCCUAGAGCAGGUUGGCUGCACGGAACUUGCUCCCUCUUCUGGGACUGUCUUGCCCUCCCCUGUCUUCCCUUCCCCUGUCUUCCCCUUAGCUGGUGUGAGUGAGGAAGUGUGUUUGUGCUUCAGCCCCCCCUUUAGAGAUAGAGCAGCGUAGCUUAGACUUCCCAGGAGGGAAAGAGGGGUUCUGUGCAGCCACAGGCGGGUGCCCAAAAUGCACGGGUGGAGAAAGAGUCCGGCCUUGCCCCUGCUUUCUGAGGACAGCGCGAAGCCGCCUAACGGCAGCGGGGCAUUGUGACCCGCCUGUAGCCAGGGCCUGGGUCCUGCCGGCCCCGUACUCGGGGCACGUGUCGGGACCUUGCAGCGCCCUUUGCCCCAGGAGCAGCCCCACCCAGGUCCCUGUAAGCAGGGCUGGGGAGGCUCCUUUAGCCAGCUGACAGGAACCAGCGCUCCCGGGCCCUUGCCAGGGGGCAGGUUGAAGAAGUGCUGUGCCGCAGGGCGCGGUCCCACCUUUGGCGCUGCUUUGGGCUGGUGCCACCUCCCUGGCGGCCUUGUUGAGGAGGCUCCCGGGGCUCCUGCAGACGGCUGUGUGCCGUGCUGCGCCGCGGCUGGGCUCCGGCCUCUCCCUAAGUGGGGCGCAGGCCGGAGCCUGUGCUCCGUGGUGCUUGUUGGGGGGUGCCGGGCUGCAGGGGACGGCCCCGUAAGUGGGGUUCUGUGCGUCCCCUGGCCUCGGCGGGCGGUUGGAGGGACCCCCUGUAAUCAGGCGGGUAUCCCUGGCCCCGGUCUUUCAGAGGCGUGGGGCCAGGAGUCAUGGGGCCAGGCAUGCGCCCUCCCUGUCCUCAGGGCUGGGCUCGCGGCCCCUCGGGCCCCUCGGCCUUAGGCCGUGAGCUCGACUGCCUGACUCUAGAGGCUGGUUCCUGUUGCCUUGGGGGAAGGCCGAGCUCCGUGGCUCCCUGGGUGUGGGCCGGCCUGUAAGCAGGCUGCGGGUCUGGGAGCCUUUGUGCUCCCUUCAGCUGGCAGCCUGCGUGGGGCGCCCGCCCCGUUAGUGGGGAGCGGCCCGGAAUUGGAGAGAAGGAGCCUCCUUAGGCCUUGGGGACCAGAGCCGCCCUGUAAGUCGGGGCCAGUGCUCUGGGGCCCCGGGCACUUUGCAGUCCAGGCAGCGGCUUGAGCCCCCUGUAAGCAGGGGUGCAGCCUCUUGGCCGCUGCUUUGCACGCCCAGCUUCAUUUGCCCAGAGGGCCCGGCUCCCAGCACGGCGUGGGACCGCGUCGGACGUUGCGAUGAAGCCGUGGGACGACGAGGCAAGAGCGAGCUGGAGGAGCGGCGUCUUCGAGCUCAAGAGUGGAACGGCGAGGCAAGAGCGAGCUGGAGGAGCGGCGUCUUCGAGCUCAAGAGUGGAACGGCGAGGCAAGAGCGAGCUUCAGCAUUGGCAGCUUGCAGCUCAGGAUUGGAACAGCGAGAAGCCGUGGGACGACGAGGCAAGAGCGGCAGCGUCUUCGAGCUCAAGAGUGGAACGGCGAGGCAAGAGCCAGCUUGGAGCUGAAGAGGGGCCAGGAGGGGCCCUCUGGGCAAAGGGCUUUUCCAGGCCAGGGCACCUUCAGGGUGCCGCGGCUGGCUUUGCACUGGGCGCCCUCCCUGUCUGCAGGGCUGGGUCUUUGCUGUGGUCGGCCUUUUGCCGUCGUGCUCCUUUGGCUGCCCGGAGAGAGGGGCAACGCUGUAAGGAGGGGGAGAGCCCCUGUCUCCGCACCUGGGAGGGGAAACGGAGCUCUCCCGGCCCCCAGCCCGGCUACCCUGUAAGCAGGGCAGGGCUUUUCCCCAGCCCCGGCAGCUUUCUGCCUGCUGCUGGCCCCUGGCCAGCGUGACCCCCUGUACUCGGGGCGCGUCACAGCCCACGUCCCUGUGCCAGCCCUGAAGCGCCUCAGCGCGUCGAGGCCCCUGCGGCCUCCUUGGAGUGCACGGGCAGGGUCUGAUGCUUUCCUCUCCCGCUCAGUUUUAGGAAUGGCUCCCUAGAGCAGGUUGGCUGCACGGAACUUGCUCCCUCUUCUGGGACUGUCUUGCCCUCCCCUGUCUUCCCUUCCCCUGUCUUCCCCUUAGCUGGUGUGAGUGAGGAAGUGUGUUUGUGCUUCAGCCCCCCCUUUAGAGAUAGAGCAGCGUAGCUUAGACUUCCCAGGAGGGAAAGAGGGGUUCUGUGCAGCCACAGGCGGGUGCCCAAAAUGCACGGGUGGAGAAAGAGUCCGGCCUUGCCCCUGCUUUCUUAGGACAGCGCGAAGCCGCCUAACGGCAGCGGGGCAUUGUGACCCGCCUGUAGCCAGGGCCUGGGUCCUGCCGGCCCCGUACUCGGGGCACGUGUCGGGACCUUGCAGCGCCCUUUGCCCCAGGAGCAGCCCCACCCAGGUCCCUGUAAGCAGGGCCGGGGAGGCUCCUUUAGCCAGCUGACAGGAACCAGCGCUCCCGGGCCCUUGCCAGGGGGCAGGUUGAAGAAGUGCUGUGCCGCAGGGCGCGGUCCCACCUUUGGCGCUGCUUUGGGCUGGUGCCACCUCCCUGGCGGCCCUGUUGAGGAGGCUCCCGGGGCUCCUGCAGACGGCUGUGUGCCGUGCUGCGCCGCGGCUGGGCUCCGGCCUCUCCCUAAGUGGGGCGCAGGCCGGAGCCUGUGCUCCGUGGUGCUUGUUGGGGGGUGCCGGGCUGCAGGGGACGGCCCCGUAAGUGGGGUUCUGUGCGUCCCCUGGCCUCGGCGGGCGGUUGGAGGGACCCCCUGUAAUCAGGCGGGUAUCCCUGGCCCCGGUCUUUCAGAGGCGUGGGGCCAGGAGUCAUGGGGCCAGGCAUGCGCCCUCCCUGUCCUCAGGGCUGGGCUCGCGGCCCCUCGGGCCCCUCGGCCUUAGGCCGUGAGCUCGACUGCCUGACUCUAGAGGCUGGUUCCUGUUGCCUUGGGGGAAGGCCGAGCUCCGUGGCUCCCUGGGUGUGGGCCGGCCUGUAAGCAGGCUGCGGGUCUGGGAGCCUUUGUGCUCCCUUCAGCUGGCAGCCUGCGUGGGGCGCCCGCCCCGUUAGUGGGGAGCGGCCCGGAAUUGGAGAGAAGGAGCCUCCUUAGGCCUUGGGGACCAGAGCCGCCCUGUAAGUCGGGGCCAGUGCUCUGGGGCCCCGGGCACUUUGCAGUCCAGGCAGCGGCUUGAGCCCCCUGUAAGCAGGGGUGCAGCCUCUUGGCCGCUGCUUUGCACGCCCAGCUUCAUUUGCCCAGAGGGCCCGGCUCCCAGCACGGCGUGGGACCGCGUCGGACGUUGCGAUGAAGCCGUGGGACGACGAGGCAAGAGCGAGCUGGAGGAGCGGCGUCUUCGAGCUCAAGAGUGGAACGGCGAGGCAAGAGCGAGCUGGAGGAGCGGCGUCUUCGAGCUCAAGAGUGGAACGGCGAGGCAAGAGCAAGCUUCAGCAUUGGCAGCUUGCAGCUCAGGAUUGGAACAGCGAGAAGCCGUGGGACGACGAGGCAAGAGCGGCAGCGUCUUCGAGCUCAAGAGUGGAACGGCGAGGCAAGAGCCAGCUUGGAGCUGAAGAGGGGCCAGGAGGGGCCCUCUGGGCAAAGGGCUUUUCCAGGCCAGGGCACCUUCAGGGUGCCGCGGCUGGCUUUGCACUGGGCGCCCUCCCUGUCUGCAGGGCUGGGUCUUUGCUGUGGUCGGCCUUUUGCCGUCGUGCUCCUUUGGCUGCCCGGAGAGAGGGGCAACGCUGUAAGGAGGGGGAGAGCCCCUGUCUCCGCACCUGGGAGGGGAAACGGAGCUCUCCCGGCCCCCAGCCCGGCUACCCUGUAAGCAGGGCAGGGCUUUUCCCCAGCCCCGGCAGCUUUCUGCCUGCUGCUGGCCCCUGGCCAGCGUGACCCCCUGUACUCGGGGCGCGUCACAGCCCACGUCCCUGUGCCAGCCCUGAAGCGCCUCAGCGCGUCGAGGCCCCUGCGGCCUCCUUGGAGUGCACGGGCAGGGUCUGAUGCUUUCCUCUCCCGCUCAGUUUUAGGAAUGGCUCCCUAGAGCAGGUUGGCUGCACGGAACUUGCUCCCUCUUCUGGGACUGUCUUGCCCUCCCCUGUCUUCCCUUCCCCUGUCUUCCCCUUAGCUGGUGUGAGUGAGGAAGUGUGUUUGUGCUUCAGCCCCCCCUUUAGAGAUAGAGCAGCGUAGCUUAGACUUCCCAGGAGGGAAAGAGGGGUUCUGUGCAGCCACAGGCGGGUGCCCAAAAUGCACGGGUGGAGAAAGAGUCCGGCCUUGCCCCUGCUUUCUGAGGACAGCGCGAAGCCGCCUAACGGCAGCGGGGCAUUGUGACCCGCCUGUAGCCAGGGCCUGGGUCCUGCCGGCCCCGUACUCGGGGCACGUGUCGGGACCUUGCAGCGCCCUUUGCCCCAGGAGCAGCCCCACCCAGGUCCCUGUAAGCAGGGCUGGGGAGGCUCCUUUAGCCAGCUGACAGGAACCAGCGCUCCCGGGCCCUUGCCAGGGGGCAGGUUGAAGAAGUGCUGUGCCGCAGGGCGCGGUCCCACCUUUGGCGCUGCUUUGGGCUGGUGCCACCUCCCUGGCGGCCUUGUUGAGGAGGCUCCCGGGGCUCCUGCAGACGGCUGUGUGCCGUGCUGCGCCGCGGCUGGGCUCCGGCCUCUCCCUAAGUGGGGCGCAGGCCGGAGCCUGUGCUCCGUGGUGCUUGUUGGGGGGUGCCGGGCUGCAGGGGACGGCCCCGUAAGUGGGGUUCUGUGCGUCCCCUGGCCUCGGCGGGCGGUUGGAGGGACCCCCUGUAAUCAGGCGGGUAUCCCUGGCCCCGGUCUUUCAGAGGCGUGGGGCCAGGAGUCAUGGGGCCAGGCAUGCGCCCUCCCUGUCCUCAGGGCUGGGCUCGCGGCCCCUCGGCCUUAGGCCGUGAGCUCGACUGCCUGACUCUAGAGGCUGGUUCCUGUUGCCUUGGGGGAAGGCCGAGCUCCGUGGCUCCCUGGGUGUGGGCCGGCCUGUAAGCAGGCUGCGGGUCUGGGAGCCUUUGUGCUCCCUUCAGCUGGCAGCCUGCGUGGGGCGCCCGCCCCGUUAGUGGGGAGCGGCCCGGAAUUGGAGAGAAGGAGCCUCCUUAGGCCUUGGGGACCAGAGCCGCCCUGUAAGUCGGGGCCAGUGCUCUGGGGCCCCGGGCACUUUGCAGUCCAGGCAGCGGCUUGAGCCCCCUGUAAGCAGGGGUGCAGCCUCUUGGCCGCUGCUUUGCACGCCCAGCUUCAUUUGCCCAGAGGGCCCGGCUCCCAGCACGGCGUGGGACCGCGUCGGACGUUGCGAUGAAGCCGUGGGACGACGAGGCAAGAGCGAGCUGGAGGAGCGGCGUCUUCGAGCUCAAGAGUGGAACGGCGAGGCAAGAGCGAGCUGGAGGAGCGGCGUCUUCGAGCUCAAGAGUGGAACGGCGAGGCAAGAGCGAGCUGGAGGAGCGGCGUCUUCGAGCUCAAGAGUGGAACGGCGAGGCAAGAGCAAGCUUCAGCAUUGGCAGCUUGCAGCUCAGGAUUGGAACAGCGAGAAGCCGUGGGACGACGAGGCAAGAGCGGCAGCGUCUUCGAGCUCAAGAGUGGAACGGCGAGGCAAGAGCCAGCUUGGAGCUGAAGAGGGGCCAGGAGGGGCCCUCUGGGCAAAGGGCUUUUCCAGGCCAGGGCACCUUCAGGGUGCCGCGGCUGGCUUUGCACUGGGCGCCCUCCCUGUCUGCAGGGCUGGGUCUUUGCUGUGGUCGGCCUUUUGCCGUCGUGCUCCUUUGGCUGCCCGGAGAGAGGGGCAACGCUGUAAGGAGGGGGAGAGCCCCUGUCUCCGCACCUGGGAGGGGAAACGGAGCUCUCCCGGCCCCCAGCCCGGCUACCCUGUAAGCAGGGCAGGGCUUUUCCCCAGCCCCGGCAGCUUUCUGCCUGCUGCUGGCCCCUGGCCAGCGUGACCCCCUGUACUCGGGGCGCGUCACAGCCCACGUCCCUGUGCCAGCCCUGAAGCGCCUCAGCGCGUCGAGGCCCCUGCGGCCUCCUUGGAGUGCACGGGCAGGGUCUGAUGCUUUCCUCUCCCGCUCAGUUUUAGGAAUGGCUCCCUAGAGCAGGUUGGCUGCACGGAACUUGCUCCCUCUUCUGGGACUGUCUUGCCCUCCCCUGUCUUCCCUUCCCCUGUCUUCCCCUUAGCUGGUGUGAGUGAGGAAGUGUGUUUGUGCUUCAGCCCCCCCUUUAGAGAUAGAGCAGCGUAGCUUAGACUUCCCAGGAGGGAAAGAGGGGUUCUGUGCAGCCACAGGCGGGUGCCCAAAAUGCACGGGUGGAGAAAGUGUCCGGCCUUGCCCCUGCUUUCUGAGGACAGCGCGAAGCCGCCUAACGGCAGCGGGGCAUUGUGACCCGCCUGUAGCCAGGGCCUGGGUCCUGCCGGCCCCGUACUCGGGGCACGUGUCGGGACCUUGCAGCGCCCUUUGCCCCAGGAGCAGCCCCACCCAGGUCCCUGUAAGCAGGGCUGGGGAGGCUCCUUUAGCCAGCUGACAGGAACCAGCGCUCCCGGGCCCUUGCCAGGGGGCAGGUUGAAGAAGUGCUGUGCCGCAGGGCGCGGUCCCACCUUUGGCGCUGCUUUGGGCUGGUGCCACCUCCCUGGCGGCCUUGUUGAGGAGGCUCCCGGGGCUCCUGCAGACGGCUGUGUGCCGUGCUGCGCCGCGGCUGGGCUCCGGCCUCUCCCUAAGUGGGGCGCAGGCCGGAGCCUGUGCUCCGUGGUGCUUGUUGGGGGGUGCCGGGCUGCAGGGGACGGCCCCGUAAGUGGGGUUCUGUGCGUCCCCUGGCCUCGGCGGGCGGUUGGAGGGACCCCCUGUAAUCAGGCGGGUAUCCCUGGCCCCGGUCUUUCAGAGGCGUGGGGCCAGGAGUCAUGGGGCCAGGCAUGCGCCCUCCCUGUCCUCAGGGCUGGGCUCGCGGCCCCUCGGGCCCCUCGGCCUUAGGCCGUGAGCUCGACUGCCUGACUCUAGAGGCUGGUUCCUGUUGCCUUGGGGGAAGGCCGUGCUCCGUGGCUCCCUGGGUGUGGGCCGGCCUGUAAGCAGGCUGCGGGUCUGGGAGCCUUUGUGCUCCCUUCAGCUGGCAGCCUGCGUGGGGCGCCCGCCCCGUUAGUGGGGAGCGGCCCGGAAUUGGAGAGAAGGAGCCUCCUUAGGCCUUGGGGACCAGAGCCGCCCUGUAAGUCGGGGCCAGUGCUCUGGGGCCCCGGGCACUUUGCAGUCCAGGCAGCGGCUUGAGCCCCCUGUAAGCAGGGGUGCAGCCUCUUGGCCGCUGCUUUGCACGCCCAGCUUCAUUUGCCCAGAGGGCCCGGCUCCCAGCACGGCGUGGGACCGCGUCGGACGUUGCGAUGAAGCCGUGGGACGACGAGGCAAGAGCGAGCUGGAGGAGCGGCGUCUUCGAGCUCAAGAGUGGAACGGCGAGGCAAGAGCGAGCUGGAGGAGCGGCGUCUUCGAGCUCAAGAGUGGAACGGCGAGGCAAGAGCAAGCUUCAGCAUUGGCAGCUUGCAGCUCAGGAUUGGAACAGCGAGAAGCCGUGGGACGACGAGGCAAGAGCGGCAGCGUCUUCGAGCUCAAGAGUGGAACGGCGAGGCAAGAGCCAGCUUGGAGCUGAAGAGGGGCCAGGAGGGGCCCUCUGGGCAAAGGGCUUUUCCAGGCCAGGGCACCUUCAGGGUGCCGCGGCUGGCUUUGCACUGGGCGCCCUCCCUGUCUGCAGGGCUGGGUCUUUGCUGUGGUCGGCCUUUUGCCGUCGUGCUCCUUUGGCUGCCCGGAGAGAGGGGCAACGCUGUAAGGAGGGGGAGAGCCCCUGUCUCCGCACCUGGGAGGGGAAACGGAGCUCUCCCGGCCCCCAGCCCGGCUACCCUGUAAGCAGGGCAGGGCUUUUCCCCAGCCCCGGCAGCUUUCUGCCUGCUGCUGGCCCCUGGCCAGCGUGACCCCCUGUACUCGGGGCGCGUCACAGCCCACGUCCCUGUGCCAGCCCUGAAGCGCCUCAGCGCGUCGAGGCCCCUGCGGCCUCCUUGGAGUGCACGGGCAGGGUCUGAUGCUUUCCUCUCCCGCUCAGUUUUAGGAAUGGCUCCCUAGAGCAGGUUGGCUGCACGGAACUUGCUCCCUCUUCUGGGACUGUCUUGCCCUCCCCUGUCUUCCCUUCCCCUGUCUUCCCCUUAGCUGGUGUGAGUGAGGAAGUGUGUUUGUGCUUCAGCCCCCCCUUUAGAGAUAGAGCAGCGUAGCUUAGACUUCCCAGGAGGGAAAGAGGGGUUCUGUGCAGCCACAGGCGGGUGCCCAAAAUGCACGGGUGGAGAAAGAGUCCGGCCUUGCCCCUGCUUUCUGAGGACAGCGCGAAGCCGCCUAACGGCAGCGGGGCAUUGUGACCCGCCUGUAGCCAGGGCCUGGGUCCUGCCGGCCCCGUACUCGGGGCACGUGUCGGGACCUUGCAGCGCCCUUUGCCCCAGGAGCAGCCCCACCCAGGUCCCUGUAAGCAGGGCUGGGGAGGCUCCUUUAGCCAGCUGACAGGAACCAGCGCUCCCGGGCCCUUGCCAGGGGGCAGGUUGAAGAAGUGCUGUGCCGCAGGGCGCGGUCCCACCUUUGGCGCUGCUUUGGGCUGGUGCCACCUCCCUGGCGGCCCUGUUGAGGAGGCUCCCGGGGCUCCUGCAGACGGCUGUGUGCCGUGCUGCGCCGCGGCUGGGCUCCGGCCUCUCCCUAAGUGGGGCGCAGGCCGGAGCCUGUGCUCCGUGGUGCUUGUUGGGGGGUGCCGGGCUGCAGGGGACGGCCCCGUAAGUGGGGUUCUGUGCGUCCCCUGGCCUCGGCGGGCGGUUGGAGGGACCCCCUGUAAUCAGGCGGGUAUCCCUGGCCCCGGUCUUUCAGAGGCGUGGGGCCAGGAGUCAUGGGGCCAGGCAUGCGCCCUCCCUGUCCUCAGGGCUGGGCUCGCGGCCCCUCGGGCCCCUCGGCCUUAGGCCGUGAGCUCGACUGCCUGACUCUAGAGGCUGGUUCCUGUUGCCUUGGGGGAAGGCCGUGCUCCGUGGCUCCCUGGGUGUGGGCCGGCCUGUAAGCAGGCUGCGGGUCUGGGAGCCUUUGUGCUCCCUUCAGCUGGCAGCCUGCGUGGGGCGCCCGCCCCGUUAGUGGGGAGCGGCCCGGAAUUGGAGAGAAGGAGCCUCCUUAGGCCUUGGGGACCAGAGCCGCCCUGUAAGUCGGGGCCAGUGCUCUGGGGCCCCGGGCACUUUGCAGUCCAGGCAGCGGCUUGAGCCCCCUGUAAGCAGGGGUGCAGCCUCUUGGCCGCUGCUUUGCACGCCCAGCUUCAUUUGCCCAGAGGGCCCGGCUCCCAGCACGGCGUGGGACCGCGUCGGACGUUGCGAUGAAGCCGUGGGACGACGAGGCAAGAGCGAGCUGGAGGAGCGGCGUCUUCGAGCUCAAGAGUGGAACGGCGAGGCAAGAGCGAGCUGGAGGAGCGGCGUCUUCGAGCUCAAGAGUGGAACGGCGAGGCAAGAGCGAGCUUCAGCAUUGGCAGCUUGCAGCUCAGGAUUGGAACAGCGAGAAGCCGUGGGACGACGAGGCAAGAGCGGCAGCGUCUUCGAGCUCAAGAGUGGAACGGCGAGGCAAGAGCCAGCUUGGAGCUGAAGAGGGGCCAGGAGGGGCCCUCUGGGCAAAGGGCUUUUCCAGGCCAGGGCACCUUCAGGGUGCCGCGGCUGGCUUUGCACUGGGCGCCCUCCCUGUCUGCAGGGCUGGGUCUUUGCUGUGGUCGGCCUUUUGCCGUCGUGCUCCUUUGGCUGCCCGGAGAGAGGGGCAACGCUGUAAGGAGGGGGAGAGCCCCUGUCUCCGCACCUGGGAGGGGAAACGGAGCUCUCCCGGCCCCCAGCCCGGCUACCCUGUAAGCAGGGCAGGGCUUUUCCCCAGCCCCGGCAGCUUUCUGCCUGCUGCUGGCCCCUGGCCAGCGUGACCCCCUGUACUCGGGGCGCGUCACAGCCCACGUCCCUGUGCCAGCCCUGAAGCGCCUCAGCGCGUCGAGGCCCCUGCGGCCUCCUUGGAGUGCACGGGCAGGGUCUGAUGCUUUCCUCUCCCGCUCAGUUUUAGGAAUGGCUCCCUAGAGCAGGUUGGCUGCACGGAACUUGCUCCCUCUUCUGGGACUGUCUUGCCCUCCCCUGUCUUCCCUUCCCCUGUCUUCCCCUUAGCUGGUGUGAGUGAGGAAGUGUGUUUGUGCUUCAGCUCCCCCUUUAGAGAUAGAGCAGCGUAGCUUAGACUUCCCAGGAGGGAAAGAGGGGUUCUGUGCAGCCACAGGCGGGUGCCCAAAAUGCACGGGUGGAGAAAGUGUCCGGCCUUGCCCCUGCUUUCUGAGGACAGCGCGAAGCCGCCUAACGGCAGCGGGGCAUUGUGACCCGCCUGUAGCCAGGGCCUGGGUCCUGCCGGCCCCGUACUCGGGGCACGUGUCGGGACCUUGCAGCGCCCUUUGCCCCAGGAGCAGCCCCACCCAGGUCCCUGUAAGCAGGGCUGGGGAGGCUCCUUUAGCCAGCUGACAGGAACCAGCGCUCCCGGGCCCUUGCCAGGGGGCAGGUUGAAGAAGUGCUGUGCCGCAGGGCGCGGUCCCACCUUUGGCGCUGCUUUGGGCUGGUGCCACCUCCCUGGCGGCCUUGUUGAGGAGGCUCCCGGGGCUCCUGCAGACGGCUGUGUGCCGUGCUGCGCCGCGGCUGGGCUCCGGCCUCUCCCUAAGUGGGGCGCAGGCCGGAGCCUGUGCUCCGUGGUGCUUGUUGGGGGGUGCCGGGCUGCAGGGGACGGCCCCGUAAGUGGGGUUCUGUGCGUCCCCUGGCCUCGGCGGGCGGUUGGAGGGACCCCCUGUAAUCAGGCGGGUAUCCCUGGCCCCGGUCUUUCAGAGGCGUGGGGCCAGGAGUCAUGGGGCCAGGCAUGCGCCCUCCCUGUCCUCAGGGCUGGGCUCGCGGCCCCUCGGGCCCCUCGGCCUUAGGCCGUGAGCUCGACUGCCUGACUCUAGAGGCUGGUUCCUGUUGCCUUGGGGGAAGGCCGAGCUCCGUGGCUCCCUGGGUGUGGGCCGGCCUGUAAGCAGGCUGCGGGUCUGGGAGCCUUUGUGCUCCCUUCAGCUGGCAGCCUGCGUGGGGCGCCCGCCCCGUUAGUGGGGAGCGGCCCGGAAUUGGAGAGAAGGAGCCUCCUUAGGCCUUGGGGACCAGAGCCGCCCUGUAAGUCGGGGCCAGUGCUCUGGGGCCCCGGGCACUUUGCAGUCCAGGCAGCGGCUUGAGCCCCCUGUAAGCAGGGGUGCAGCCUCUUGGCCGCUGCUUUGCACGCCCAGCUUCAUUUGCCCAGAGGGCCCGGCUCCCAGCACGGCGUGGGACCGCGUCGGACGUUGCGAUGAAGCCGUGGGACGACGAGGCAAGAGCGAGCUGGAGGAGCGGCGUCUUCGAGCUCAAGAGUGGAACGGCGAGGCAAGAGCGAGCUGGAGGAGCGGCGUCUUCGAGCUCAAGAGUGGAACGGCGAGGCAAGAGCGAGCUUCAGCAUUGGCAGCUUGCAGCUCAGGAUUGGAACAGCGAGAAGCCGUGGGACGACGAGGCAAGAGCGGCAGCGUCUUCGAGCUCAAGAGUGGAACGGCGAGGCAAGAGCCAGCUUGGAGCUGAAGAGGGGCCAGGAGGGGCCCUCUGGGCAAAGGGCUUUUCCAGGCCAGGGCACCUUCAGGGUGCCGCGGCUGGCUUUGCACUGGGCGCCCUCCCUGUCUGCAGGGCUGGGUCUUUGCUGUGGUCGGCCUUUUGCCGUCGUGCUCCUUUGGCUGCCCGGAGAGAGGGGCAACGCUGUAAGGAGGGGGAGAGCCCCUGUCUCCGCACCUGGGAGGGGAAACGGAGCUCUCCCGGCCCCCAGCCCGGCUACCCUGUAAGCAGGGCAGGGCUUUUCCCCAGCCCCGGCAGCUUUCUGCCUGCUGCUGGCCCCUGGCCAGCGUGACCCCCUGUACUCGGGGCGCGUCACAGCCCACGUCCCUGUGCCAGCCCUGAAGCGCCUCAGCGCGUCGAGGCCCCUGCGGCCUCCUUGGAGUGCACGGGCAGGGUCUGAUGCUUUCCUCUCCCGCUCAGUUUUAGGAAUGGCUCCCUAGAGCAGGUUGGCUGCACGGAACUUGCUCCCUCUUCUGGGACUGUCUUGCCCUCCCCUGUCUUCCCUUCCCCUGUCUUCCCCUUAGCUGGUGUGAGUGAGGAAGUGUGUUUGUGCUUCAGCCCCCCCUUUAGAGAUAGAGCAGCGUAGCUUAGACUUCCCAGGAGGGAAAGAGGGGUUCUGUGCAGCCACAGGCGGGUGCCCAAAAUGCACGGGUGGAGAAAGUGUCCGGCCUUGCCCCUGCUUUCUGAGGACAGCGCGAAGCCGCCUAACGGCAGCGGGGCAUUGUGACCCGCCUGUAGCCAGGGCCUGGGUCCUGCCGGCCCCGUACUCGGGGCACGUGUCGGGACCUUGCAGCGCCCUUUGCCCCAGGAGCAGCCCCACCCAGGUCCCUGUAAGCAGGGCUGGGGAGGCUCCUUUAGCCAGCUGACAGGAACCAGCGCUCCCGGGCCCUUGCCAGGGGGCAGGUUGAAGAAGUGCUGUGCCGCAGGGCGCGGUCCCACCUUUGGCGCUGCUUUGGGCUGGUGCCACCUCCCUGGCGGCCUUGUUGAGGAGGCUCCCGGGGCUCCUGCAGACGGCUGUGUGCCGUGCUGCGCCGCGGCUGGGCUCCGGCCUCUCCCUAAGUGGGGCGCAGGCCGGAGCCUGUGCUCCGUGGUGCUUGUUGGGGGGUGCCGGGCUGCAGGGGACGGCCCCGUAAGUGGGGUUCUGUGCGUCCCCUGGCCUCGGCGGGCGGUUGGAGGGACCCCCUGUAAU